CAGAGAAAAGCAGAAAACAGUUGAGAAGUUGGACAGAGACGGGGCCGCGGGCGCGCGUGUUGACUGUGCGGCGCGAUGUCGGCGCGCGUGUAGUGGUGCUAUGUGUGCGGCGAUGGCAGCGCGCGCUUGUGUAUAAAAUUGGACUCGCGGACGAAACCAUUUUUCAAUGAUGAUGCAAGGGCUGUCCGCGUGAACGUCGACGGUUUCUCGCUAUUCGAACCCAUUUUCUACUUAAAUUUAUGGUUUUCAUCGGAUUGUGAAUGUCCUGAUUGCGUUUUCGUGAUUUCGAUUUACAACGAGGAAAAUUUGCGUGGUUUGGUACGUGUUUUGGUUUCGACGGAUUCGACGAGCAGCAGAAAAGUGGGUCUGCCUAUUUACAUCGUCAUCACCAUCUAUCUAUCUGCCGAAUAUUUCGUAUUUGCAAACAGUGGACCGGAAAAGUUUUGGUACACAGAGAAAAUAAGAUAUUGAAAUUCUAGAAGAGCAAUAGAAUUGACACUAUGCACAAAAAGUUAAAGGCAUGAAAGCCAUACAAUUGCAUCGUUUGAGUCAUUCACAAGGGAAAACAUAGUGAAAGACACCAAUGUAAUUUUCUGGUAGAUUUUAUGUCUUCAAUAAACAUCAACAUCAUCAGUAGAUACGGUCAUCGUAAAAAAGUAGAUCGAUCAAUAUAUUUAUGGGAAUGAUGAAGCGGACACGGGUGGAAGAAGUGCAGUUUGGUUCUCGGCCAGCUGGUGCUGGUGGAGGAGGUGGUCCACCGACGCAUCAUCGGUUAUUAACAUCACAACAUGCGGGUGGAGCUACAAUACAAUAUCAGCUAACAUCGGCACCAGCUUCAGGAGUCUUGAAAACUGGUGGCAAUAUCAACGACGGACCAACUGUAGGCAAUGCAAGUUUGUCAGUGCAAGCAUCAACUGUUCAAUAUUCAACAACUCACAAUCCUCCAUCCAUAGUUGGAAACAUUACAAAAUCAAGUGGUCAAAUUCAAGGCGGCGGUGGCGGAGAUAUAACAGCGAAUAGCGGAGUAGGCCCUCUUCAUGCGGCCAAUCCAGUAAUGAAUCCUGCAAACACAAUACGACAUAAAUCAUCCCCUGCCAGUGGCAUGGGCGGCAAUGCAAAUAUGAAUCCACAGGUUGGUGCGCCCGUUGCGCAGCCUGGCACCGGAGCUCCGCCAACCCGUUUAAAAGUUGAAGAUGCGUUAAGUUAUCUAGAUCAAGUGAAGUAUCAAUACGCUGAUCAACCGCAAAUAUACAACAAUUUUCUUGACAUAAUGAAAGAGUUCAAGUCUCAGACAAUCGAUACUCCUGGAGUUAUUCAACGGGUUUCGAAUUUAUUCCAAGGUCAUCCUGAACUGAUCUUUGGCUUCAAUAUGUUUCUUCCACCCGGAUAUAAAAUUGAGAUUCAAUCGAACGAAGAGGGAAUACAGUUCCCUGUUGUCUCGAUGCCUCCGGGAGGGGGAACGGUUCAAUGUCUGCCGCCGGCAAGUCCGGCUCAUAAACCCAGUGCCGGAUCGGUUGUGCAUCAAGUUCCAUCAAAUGCAGUAAAUUUGAUGGCACAUUCAGGCGUUCCAGCAGGAAGUGGUACAAUCAGUGCUGGUGGCAUACCGCCACCACAACACAGUUCGUUGCCACCACCGCAACAGUCACCAUCUGGACAAAUUCCGGCCCCAGUGGCGCCUCAGAAUUUUUCCCGUGAUAGAGAACGAAGUUUAGCACAGCCGAUGGCUAAUAUGGUAGGGCCGCUCACACCAUCAUCAGCUCCGACAAACGAUUUGAACAGUCAAGGCCAUAACUUACAUCACAUUUCACAAGCUCAUCAAUCCAUAAUGCAAGGAGAGUCCGGUGCACAACAAAAUCAACCUGUGGAAUUCAAUCAUGCCAUUUCAUAUGUUAAUAAAAUUAAGAAUCGUUUUCAAACCCAACCUGAAAAAUACAAGCGCUUCUUGGAAAUUCUUCACGCCUAUCAAAAGGAUCAGAAAGGAAUAAAAGAUGGGCCUGGUGGUGGUAAGCAGUUGACGGAAGCUGAAGUUUAUACGCAAGUAGCAAAACUUUUCGAUAAACAAGAUGAUCUCUUGCGAGAAUUUGGUCAAUUCCUGCCAGACGCAACCAAUCAUUCCGCUCAAUACAUGAAUAAAACGCACAAUGAUCACAAGAACAUUUCUGGUAGCAAUGCAGUCGGAACAGUCCCACAUGGAAUGAGUGGUGGCUUGAAAAACUACAAUAACUCGCAAAACAAUUUGGCACGUCCGGAGCGCGAUCAUUACGAAAAAGACUACAAUAUUUCAAGAGAAAAAGAUCGGAACCAUAUCAAUCAGAAAUUCGGCCAUAACAGUUCAGGGGCUAAGAAAUCGCCGUGCUACAGCUCAAUACCAGUCGGUCAUAUCCCGCGAAGGCCAGAAGAUCGUGAUCUAGGCCCUCCGGCUAAGCGUUAUAAACCAAUCAGCCGAGAUGUUACGGUAGCUGAAGCAUCUAAAUAUGGGACUCUCGCCGAUGCGGCAUUUUUUGAUAAAGUUCGAAAAGCGCUACGAAGCCCGGAAGUUUAUGAUAACUUUCUCCGAUGUCUGGUACUAUUCAAUCAGGAAGUAAUUUCGAAAUCCGAGUUGUUGGGGUUAGUUUCACCAUUCCUCAGUAAAUUCCCAGAGCUUCAUCGCUGGUUUCAAGAUUUUCUGGGGCCAGCCACCGUUCCAGAAGGAAUUCCACUUGGUACAGCUCAACGGUCCGAUCGGUCUCAAGCUGGGGAGCUGGCACAGGAAAUUGAUUUGUCAUCAUGUAAACGACUGGGUGCCAGCUACUGUGCCUUGCCAAAAACAUCCGAGCCAAAGAAAUGCUCGGGCCGUGCCGCACUGCCACGUGAAGUGAGAGAAGCUCUGAAUGAUACGUGGGUUUCAUUCCCAACCUGGGCAAGUGAAGACUCGACUUUUGUAACGUCACGAAAGACCCAGUUUGAGGAGAUUAUUUACAGAAAAAUUCACAGGUGUGAGGACGAACGCUUCGAACUAGACGUAGUAAUCGAGACGAACAGCGAUACAAUAAGAGUGCUAGAGGGAGUUCAGAAGCAGAUGUCCCGCAUGUCACAAGAAGACGUUUCGCGAUUCCGGUUGGAUGACUACCUUGGUGGCACAUCGCAAACGAUACAUCAACGUGCCCUGCGUCGAAUCUAUGGUGACAAGUCGAAUGACAUAAUUCAGGGCUUGAAGAAAACUCCGGCGGUUGUAGUUCCCCUAGUUCUUAAGCGAUUAAAGUCCAAAGAAGAGGAGUGGCGAGAAGCUCAGAAGAACUUUAAUAAACAAUGGCGAGAGCAAAAUGAAAAGUAUUAUUUGAAAUCGCUCGAUCAUCAAGCGAUCAACUUUAAGCCGAAUGACAUAAAAGCGUUGCGUUCGAAGAGUCUAUUCAAUGAAAUCGAGACAUUAUAUGAUGAGCGCCAUGAGCAAAAUGAAGAGAAUUCAGGUGAACCCGUCACUGGCCCUCACCUAGUUCUACCAUACAAAGACAAAACCAUUCUAGAUGACGCCGCAAAUCUGCUGAUACAUCAUGUGAAGCGACAAACCGGCAUUCAAAAACAAGAGAAAACCAAGAUCAAACAUAUUCUUCGCCAAUUUAUUCCCGAUUUAUUCUUCUCAGCUCGGCAGCCGCUAAGUGACGAUGAGCGGGAAGAUGUAUUCCCAUUUUCAAUAGAUGACAAGGAGAUGGACGUAGACGCGUCUGACGCCGAUUCCAUUAAAGCAAAACUAAAUUCGGUACAACAGUCGUCCAGCUCGUCGUCUGUGACUUCGAGUACGGGUGCACUAGCCACAAUUAAAUCUGAAGACGGCAGCCUAGUUGCGGGAGGAGUCUGUAGUGGCUUAUCUACAACGAAUAAUCACUCGGCCACGACCCAGUCGAUUGUCUCAUCGUCAGUUUUCUCAACGGGUACAACAACAAUAUCUGCACUCCCAUCACCAAUGACACCGUCUGCCAAUACGCUUAGUGCCACAUCUGCAAUGCUUCCAUCAUCACGUGAUAAAAGUGAUAGUUCAGUUGAUCGGACGCACACCGGUGGUAAAAGUUCCGAGGAUAUAUCGCCGGUAUCGUCGACGGCUAUUACAAAGUUAUCGCCGUCGAAUAUUGCGGCGACUUUGUCGACGACAAUGGGUGGUAACGGUGCGAGUGGUUCGAAUAGUAAAUCACAGUCAUUUACGAAUAGUGGGGGUGCUGUUGGUGGCAAUGUUCUUAGUUGUAUUACAGAAAUAUCAAAUAGCAGUGAUAGUAAAGUGAUAGCAAGUGAAAGUAUAUCGUCAGCAAUUGUCGGUAGUGGUAGCGCCGAUGCGGCAGCCGUCGCAAGCAAUAAUAGUGGUCUUAAAUGUGAUACUUCGUCUAGUUUAAGUGGUCUUCAGUCAUCAAAUCUCAAGCUUGAAAUUAAGGAUGAGAGCGAUAAUGAAGGACAACCUGCAGCAUUACCAUUACAUGCAAUCAGCAAGCAUUCGGAGGAGGCUUACACGCUGUUCUUCGCAAACAAUAAUUGGUACUUAUUUCUUCGGUUACAUGCAAUCUUGUGCGAACGUCUACGCACAAUGUACGAACGCGCACAAAUUCUUGCCGCCGAAGAAGAAAAAUAUCGUUCAAAUCGUCGCGAAAGUACUGCGACUGCAUUAAGACUGAAGCCAAAAAGUGAAAUACAAGUUGAAGAUUACUAUCCCACGUUCUUAGAGAUGUUAAAAAACGUUCUUGAUGGCAAUAUGGAUUCGAAUAACUAUGAGGAUUCAUUACGAGAGAUGUUUGGCAUCCAUGCAUAUAUAGCCUUCACUUUGGACAGGGUGGUAACGAAUGCAGUGCGGCAAUUACAACAUUGUGUAACUGAACGUGGUGCUCUCGAGUGUGUAGAAAUUUUACAUGCAGAGCAACGGAAAAAUGGUGCAGGUGGCGUUUGUAGAAAUGCGAAUAAAAGACUGGCUGCCGAAUUGGCAUAUCAGCGGCGAGCGGAAGCAGCCCUUCAGGACGAAAAUUGCUUCAAAGUGUACAUAUACAAAAUUGAUUGCCGAGUUACAAUUGAACUUCUUGAUACUGAAACGGAUGACAACGACAAGUGUGUGUCGAAUACUCAAACAUGGAAUAAAUAUGUGGAAAGACUGAGCAAUCCGGCAGCAACCAGUUCGGCAGCGAAUCGUAUGAGCGCGCAUGAUUCGGUUGAAAUAAAAACUGAACGACCUGAAGACGAUAUGGUCAAACAAAAGGUAUAAAAAUAAGCACAAAAUCAACAGAAUCAUUAAUCUCGCAAAAUGAAUGAAGCAUAAACAUAAAUUCCAAUCAUGAUAGCUCUCCGACACUUUUCAUAGAAUUUUUAGUUCCCAUUUAACUUGUUCUUCGCUUCCAAGCCAUUUUAAGCAAUACACAUAGUUUUUAGUGUAUUUGUGUACACUUUUAUACGAAUAGAUUGUGAUAAGUCUUCUCUUAUAUUAUAAUCUUGCAAAAUGGAUCAGAUACAAUACUCUCAAUAAGUUUCCUGUUAAAUGACUUCUAGCCUUUGAUUGAAACCUUGGUAAAAUUGCAAACUGAAGAUCAUAGCAUUUACAGCAAUAGUGCGGAUCAAAAUUAUGGUCAUUAAUAAGGAAGGAUCUGCAUUCGGUUUUUAUUCUGAUGUAUAAUUGGCGUACAAAAGCUAGUUGAUAGCAUCCAUAAAACAAGCAUUUCUGCCUUUCCCGACUAGUUUUCAGUCAUCGACCAUUUGAAACAUUCCAACUUUAGGUUGCUGACAAUGUACAUUAGUAUUAAAUUCAACGUUUCUGAACAAUUGCGUUCCCAUCAUUCAUCCUGUUCACUGAAAGGCAUCCAUCCCUCCUAUUCAAAAGCCAUUUUAAAAAUAACUUCGCUUUGAAGAAUCGUCAAAUCAAAAUAGGGAACGCUUUUACAGAUUAAACUUGAUUAUGUUCAUUUCAAAGUUGUUCACCGAAAUUUGGGGACAUUUCAGUUUUCUAACAAUUAAAUGUCCAAGAAAUUAUAACUCAACAUUUAUUGUCGAUCAAAUUUUGAAUUACAUUUUGGCUUGUUUUUUUUUUACAAUUCGUAAUCCAUUAAAUCAAUUCCUAGAUAUGCUAAGAAUAAGAGAAGCCUUCCUGCCGCACGCGUUUUCUUUGCACAAGAAAAAGUCAAGUCAUAUUUCAUGUUUCACGCAAUUCACUCAUUGACAGAAGAAGCAUAAAUUUUUAAAACUUGCAAUAAUAUUUUGUUCCAUACUCUUUUUUGCGUAGAGUUAAUUAUGAGAAAAUGACUUGCUAUUGUGAAUAAAAGAGACUUAACACAGAGAUUUAAUUGCGUGUUAUCGCAAAUUCUUUGUGCUCUGUGCGUGUUUCACAAUCUAUUUGUAAAAGUGAUUGAUUACAUGAGUAAACCUUGUGACAGAAAUGUAUUUUUUGUAUCUUCAUCUCAGCGUAUUUAACAUAACCCUUUGUACAAUUUAUACAUAUUGAAAAGCAAACUAACAAUGGAAGCAGUAAUUGAUAGUAGGCUCGUUCACCCCUAAUGGCAAAUGUCAUGCCAGCUUAGAAUAUAUUUCCAUCGCAGUAGAAAGUGUAAAUAGAAAUAUCUAAAUGGUAAAUAAAUGCAUCGAUACGUCUUGUUGAAAUCUUUUCUGUAAAUCUAUUGAUGUAAUAAAUGUUAUUUUAUACUAUUUUUUCAAAUUACGGUUGUUUGUGAAUAUUGAUUUUUUUUAAAAUGAAAGGUCAUAUACAAAGAGGAAUUUAUAUAUUUUUUAAAAGAACAUAUAAAGUUUUAAAAUAUAUAAUAAAACGAAUGCUGCUACGGAUAAAGUUAUAGUAAACUAAGCAAAAAGACAUAUAAAUACAUCAAUUGUAAAAAGAAGUAGAACUGUAAGUUAAGGAUAAUUCAUCUAUUCGGAUUGCAGAAAGGAUAAUACAAACAAAUUCUAAUUAUAAUCAAAUUUUGAACAUUUUAAGAAAUACAUAGAGAAAACGAUUUAAAACGGAA
Messenger RNA from Hermetia illucens (black soldier fly), 6959 nucleotides. RefSeq names its product paired amphipathic helix protein Sin3a (gene Sin3A). Gene Ontology annotation, molecular function: transcription corepressor activity. Gene Ontology annotation, biological process: negative regulation of transcription by RNA polymerase II. NCBI's taxonomy places the organism in Eukaryota, Metazoa, Arthropoda, Insecta, Diptera, Stratiomyidae. The record is from RefSeq and is a predicted model, not a curated record. Gene Ontology annotation, cellular component: chromatin. The transcript is spliced from 12 exons. The coding region runs from base 677 to 5215 and encodes 1512 amino acids.